ACCUGGGUGGGCUCUGGGGACUAUUUUGAGUUCAAGCAAUGCUGCCCCCUUCUGGGGAUUGCUAAAAGCACUGCAGUUCGUGUGACUCGGAGGGAGACUUGAAGAAUCUGUCGUUUAGCCCUGACAGGAAGGACCAGAGUUUCCUCUGCCCAUAUAGCUGACUUUAAAGUCUUCCUGAAGCCAGGAUCCUGGCCAGAUUUGGUCACAGGACUGUCCCCAGAGCCCUUCAGAGGCUCCCAAGGGCUCAUCUGCUGGAGCCUAUGGGGAGCCACCCCGUGCCAGACACCCAGGGUCGACAAAUUUCCAGGAGAAUGGGGUGCACAAAGGAGACCCAGGUGGAUCUCCUGCCACAGUCCAGAUUGGGCACCAUGAUACAACCUCUACCUGAGAGGAGAACGGGGACUGAGGUGGGGAACUCUAGGGCCCACAGAUCCGCUGGAUGGAGCAUCUGAAAACUGCCUGCACCAGCGCCCUCCUGUGGGCGAAGGAGAGAAGGCUGGGGAUAAGUCAGUCCCAGGGACUGAUGGAGCAGAGAGGAACUAGAUGAUCCAAUAAGGAGGAAACGGCUGAGCUGAGGACAGUACCCAGGCUCCCCGGCUCCGACUCCCGAACUUGUUCUCCUUUACACGUCAUCCCACGCACAGUGUUUAGACAGAGUAGCGAAGAAGAAACACAGACAUCCUGGAUCCUGCAGGGAGGAGGCCAGGGCUGGGAACAGAAGGAGGUCUGUUUAUUCCUGGCAAUCCAAUAUCAGAGGGGCCCCACUCCCACUUCUGUCAAGGCCCCAGGAUGAACUCUUCCAGAGCCUCUGACUUCUGCACCACCACAUAGCAUGGGGCUGAGAGCCGUCCCCUGGAAUGCAGCAUCCUCCCACCCACCAGCUCCCUUGAGGCUGGGUGCUUUCCUCUUCCCAGUUUUUGUUCCAACAGAGGUCCUUCUCUCCAGGACUCCUGACUGCUCUGCAGGGUUGGCAGAGCUAGACCUCUCAGGCCUCCAGCCCUUCAGGCCCAGGUCUCCCCGAGAGAACACAGAAGACCCCUUGCUCCGUCCACAAGGAGCUUUUUCCUAAUGUCUAAACUCCAGCUUUCCUGCUGCAGUUUUAGCCUGUUCCCUCCCAUUUCAGGCCUCAAGAGAGUGUAACUGCUUCUCUCCCUCACCCCAAAGCCUCACUUGACACAAGCUGGAAAUUGGGGCUUCCUAGCCUUGAACUUGCCCUUCCUCUCACUCUACCUAGUUUCUUGUGUUUCCCUGUGGAGUGAAAGUGUCAUUCCCCUCUUGCUUUUCACAGGCUCCCUAUCAGCCUUUCUCAAUGGAAUUCUCAGAGGGGACAGGUGGCUGGAGGGAAGGGAUGUGCAGAGAAGGCCAGAAAUCCCUUUCAUUGUGUGCUUCUGUGCCGAGCAGCGAGCACUGACCCAAGUCCUUAUCACACAUUUUCUUUUUUUUUUUUUUUUUUGGCUGCACCAGGCAGCAUGCAGGAUCCCAACCUGUGCCCCCUGCAGUGGAAGCGCAGAGUCUUAACCACUAGACUGCCAAAGUCCCCCACACAUUUUCUCACAUAGUCUCACAAUCGGUGAAUACGAUAUGAGCCCCAUUUUGCAGAUGAGGAAAUUAAGGUAAGAGAACUUUAAUAAUUUACUCAAGUUUACACAGCGAAAAAGAAAGAUAGGAUCCAAAAAGGAUUCUGAGAUUUUAAACCCAGGCUUUCGGAUUCCAGCACUGGCUCAUGCCUCUUAGUCAUCAUGGAGGAGGAAGGAAGGGAAUCACUUGUUGAGAACCCUCCCCCGUUAGGUGUCAGGUACUGGGAUGUAUGCAGUUACAUGUUAUCCCACGGUAUUCCCCACAACAACACUGACAGGUGAUUUUCCUUGUUCCCAUUUUACAGGUGAGAAAACUGAGACCCAGAGGUAGUUUGCCCCAAGUCACACCCCCAGAGCUAUUUGUGCCUCAUAGCCCAGAAUUUGACUCACAAAGUAGUUGAGAAAAGUGUGGAAUGACCCCAGAUUCUGGAAGGCAAGCCUGGCUUUAUAAGCUGAAAUUCCCUACCAGGUGAUAGGAAGGGCGGGCGGUGAAGAUUCUCAUAUUCCAAACAUACCCCACCACCACCACCAUCAGACACACACCACUAUGCUGACUGGCAGAAUUACAGAGGUGAAUGCGCUGUCAGCUGGCUGGCCACUCCAGGGGUUUAAGGCUCAUAAAAUGUAAAUAUAUGAGCUGGGAAGUGGGGAAGGUAGACUAAAUCAUUAUUGUUCACUAGCUGGAAUGCAUUUCUCAGAUUAGCUAAGCAGUAGCAGGCCAGAGGGCUCCAAGCUGGGUGACCUGCCUUCUUGGUGGCAAGCUAUGGCCAGUGGCUGGAGAGGGGGCCACUGGUACAGGAGGGUAAGGAGGGGGCACUGGAGAAAGGGGAAGAAGGCCUCCCAGUACUGCAGCUCAGGGUGUGCCAGGUCCCACCCUCCAGAGGCGGGGCCAGGCUGAUCCCCGCCAGCCUCAGCUCCAUCCCUCCAGGGACCCAGGCGAGGGCAGAGCCAGGGAGUGCAGUGGAGAGCCGGGGCCCUGCUGUCCCCGCACAGUGGAGGUACCAUGCCCUCACCGGUCAGGACACCAGACAUCGCCAGAAGCCCUGCAGCGCUGGCUGCGGCAACUCCCUGACACCCAGAGGAAAGCCCAGGCUGGGGGAGCAACACCUGUCCCCCACAGCCAUGCAUGCCCGCUGCUGCUCCAGGCCUCCCCUGUCCCCAGGCCCAAGAUGACACCCAACAGCACCAGGGAGAUGCCCAGCCCCAUUCCCACAGGGGCCCUGGGGCUCUCCCUGGCCCUGGCAAGCCUCAUCGUCGCUGCCAACCUGUUCCUGGCCCUGGGCAUUGCCAGGGACCACCGCCUGCGCAGCCCACCCGCUGGCUGCUUCUUCCUGAGCCUGCUGCUGGCCGGGCUGCUCACCGGGCUGGCGCUGCCCGUGCUGCCAGGCCUAUGGAACCAGAGCCGCCGGGGCUACUGGUCCUGCCUCUUCCUCUACUUGGCUCCCAAUUUCUCCUUCCUCUCCCUGCUUGCCAACCUCCUGCUGGUGCACGGGGAGCGCUACAUGGCAGUGCUGUGGCCUCUGCGGCCCCGCGGGAGCACCCGGAUGGCCCUGCUCCUCACCUGGGCUGGCCCCCUGCUCUUUGCCAGCCUGCCUGCCCUGGGCUGGAACCACUGGGCCCCUGGGGCCAACUGCAGCUCCCAGGCUGUCUUCCCAGCCCCCUACCUCUACCUCGAAGUCUAUGGGCUCCUGCUGCCCGCCGUGGGCGCUGCCGCCCUUCUCUCGGUCCGCGUGCUGGCCACCGCCCGCCGUCAGCUGCAGGACAUCCGCCGGCUGGAGCGGGCCGUGUGCCGCGGCGCGCCCUCGGCCCUGGCCCGCACCCUCACCUGGCGGCAGGCCAGGGCACAGGCUGGAGCCACGUUGCUCUUCGGGCUGUGCUGGGGGCCCUAUGUGGCCACCCUGCUCCUCUCCGUCCUGGCCUAUGAGCAGCGCCCGCCGCUGGGGCCCGGAACUCUGCUGUCCCUCAUCUCCCUGGGCAGCGCCAGUGCGGCGGCUGUGCCUGUGGCCAUGGGGCUGGGUGAUCGGCGCUACGUGGCCCCCUGGAGGGCGGCCGCCCAGAGGUGGCUCCAGGUGCUGCGGGGAAGACCCCAGGGCAGUCCUGGACCCAGCCCCGCCUACCACACCAGCAACCAAAGCAGCCUGGACCUCGACUUGAACUAGAGGAAGGGCCUCUGCUCGUUCCUACUAGAAGCAUCCGUCCAUCUUGGCCACCAAGCCCAUCUCCACUUAUCCCCACACCUCUGGAUCAGAGACCCUGCCCCUAUAUGACCCCACCCUGACUGAAUAAAGCUCCCCUGGCUCCCAG
Physeter macrocephalus (sperm whale) is the source of this 3881-nucleotide messenger RNA. It is a transcript of the gene GPBAR1, whose product is annotated as G protein-coupled bile acid receptor 1. Bases 2747 to 3736 code for a protein of 329 amino acids. Gene Ontology annotation, molecular function: G protein-coupled bile acid receptor activity. The transcript is spliced from 2 exons. Gene Ontology annotation, biological process: G protein-coupled receptor signaling pathway. The record is from RefSeq and is a predicted model, not a curated record. Gene Ontology annotation, cellular component: plasma membrane. Lineage: Eukaryota; Metazoa; Chordata; Mammalia; Artiodactyla; Physeteridae.